This is a messenger RNA of Nematocida minor, 1026 nucleotides long. Its product is annotated as DNA repair protein RAD51. The coding region runs from base 1 to 1026 and encodes 341 amino acids. Lineage: Eukaryota; Fungi; Microsporidia. Gene Ontology annotation, molecular function: ATP-dependent DNA damage sensor activity; ATP binding; single-stranded DNA binding. Gene Ontology annotation, cellular component: condensed nuclear chromosome. The transcript has a single exon. The record is from RefSeq and is a predicted model, not a curated record. Gene Ontology annotation, biological process: double-strand break repair via homologous recombination; reciprocal meiotic recombination; chromosome organization involved in meiotic cell cycle.
AUGUCUUUAUUAGAGAAAGAGAACGACAUAUUUGAGGAGCACUCAACAGAAGCACACCAAAUAGACUACACGCCCAUUGAAAUGCUGAAGGAGGGAGGAAUCUCUGCAGCAGACAUAGCAAAGCUUAUCGAGUCAGGCUUCAGAACAGCUGAAAGCAUCGUAUACAGCCCCAGGAAAAAGCUUCUCAACAUAAGAGGAUUUGCAGAGGCAAAGAUCGACAAGAUAAUAAAGGAGGCAAGCAGGUACGUAGACCUGGGCUUCCAGACUGCAGAAGUUGUCCACCAGAAAAGACUCCAAAUGAACAUGAUCACAACAGGAUCAUCAGAGCUUGACAAGCUGCUCGGAGGAGGAAUUGAGACGGGAGCAAUAACCGAGCUAUUUGGAGAGUUCAGAACAGGAAAAACACAGCUGUGCCACAUGCUGGCAGUUACGUGCCAGCUCCCACUCGAAAGAGGAGGAUGCAAUGGAAAAGCCAUCUACAUAGACACCGAGUCAACGUUCAGAUCAGAAAGACUCAUUGAAAUUGCGAAGAGAUUUGAGAUGGAUCCAACAGAGGCGCUCUCAAAAGUGUCUGUGGCCAGAGCGUACAGCGUAGACCACCAGAUGGAGCUAGUGAAGCAGGCAAGCAGCCUGAUGGCAACGGGAGAGUACAGACUGCUUAUUGUGGACUCAGUGAUUGCACACUACAGGACAGACUAUGCAGGAAGAGGAGAGCUGAGUGCAAGACAGAUUCACCUGGGAGGAUACCUAAGAUCCCUGAUGCAGCUGGCAGAUGAGUACAAUAUAGCAAUUGUCAUAACAAAUCAGGUCGUAGCUCAGGUAGAUGGAGCUAUGUCUAUGUUUGGAGGAGAUACAAAGAAGCCCACGGGAGGACACGUGCUAGCCCAUGCAAGCACGACGAGGCUAUAUUUGAGGAAAGGAAGAGGUGAUCUAAGGAUAUGCAAGGUGUACGACUCGCCUUCCCUUCCAGAGUCAGAAGCUACCUUCAGAAUAAUGAAGGAGGGUAUCACCGAUGGAGACGAAUAA